GGGGACGCGAGGAUCGCCCUCGGUGCCGCUUUGGCCAGUGCGUCGGCCCGGGCCCUGACAAGCUGCCCCAGGGGAGGCUCUUCCGAGCCAGAGUUGGACCUCGGCGAUUGCCCUCUGCUCUUCCUCCUCUGAUCUCACGAGGGGUUUCCCGCCUCGCACCCCCCACCUCUGGACGUGCCUUUUCUCCCCUCCCCGCGUGUGGAGGGAGCCAGCGCUUAGGCCGGAGCGAGCCGGGGGGCCGCGGGCCGUGAAGGCAUCGCGGGCACCGAUUCACCAUGGAGGGCGCCGGGGGCGCGAACGACAAGAAAAAGAUAAGUUCUGAACGUCGAAAAGAGAAGUCUAGAGAUGCAGCCAGAUCUCGUCGAAGUAAAGAGUCUGAAGUUUUUUAUGAGCUUGCUCAUCAGUUGCCACUCCCCCAUAAUGUAAGCUCGCAUCUUGAUAAGGCUUCUGUUAUGAGGCUCACCAUCAGCUAUUUGCGUGUGAGGAAACUUCUGGAUGCUGGUGAUUUGGAUAUUGAAGAUGAAAUGAAGGCACAGAUGAACUGCUUUUAUUUGAAGGCCUUGGAUGGUUUUGUUAUGGUUCUCACAGAUGAUGGUGACAUGAUUUACAUUUCUGACAAUGUGAACAAAUACAUGGGAUUAACUCAGUUUGAACUAACUGGACACAGUGUGUUUGAUUUUACUCAUCCUUGUGACCAUGAGGAAAUGAGAGAAAUGCUUACACACAGAAAUGGCCUUGUAAAAAAGGGUAAAGAGCAAAAUACACAGCGGAGCUUUUUUCUCAGAAUGAAGUGUACCCUAACUAGCCGGGGGAGAACUAUGAACAUAAAAUCUGCAACAUGGAAAGUACUUCACUGCACAGGCCAUAUUCAUGUAUACGAUACCAACAGUAACCAAUCUCAGUGUGGGUAUAAGAAACCACCGAUGACAUGCUUGGUGCUGAUUUGUGAACCCAUUCCUCAUCCAUCAAAUAUUGAAAUUCCUUUAGACAGCAAGACUUUCCUCAGUCGUCACAGUCUGGAUAUGAAAUUUUCUUAUUGUGAUGAAAGAAUUACAGAAUUGAUGGGAUAUGAGCCAGAAGAACUUUUGGGCCGCUCAAUUUAUGAAUAUUAUCAUGCCUUGGACUCUGACCAUCUGACCAAAACUCAUCAUGAUAUGUUUACUAAAGGACAAGUCACAACAGGACAGUACAGAAUGCUUGCCAAAAGAGGUGGCUAUGUCUGGAUUGAAACUCAAGCAACUGUCAUAUAUAACACUAAGAACUCUCAGCCCCAGUGCAUUGUAUGUGUAAAUUACGUUGUGAGUGGUAUUAUUCAGCACGACUUGAUUUUCUCCCUUCAACAAACAGAAUGUGUCCUCAAACCAGUUGAAUCUUCAGACAUGAAAAUGACUCAGCUAUUCACCAAAGUUGAAUCAGAAGAUACAAGCAGUCUCUUUGAUAAACUUAAGAAGGAGCCUGAUGCUUUAACUUUGUUGGCACCAGCUGCUGGAGACACAAUCAUAUCUUUAGAUUUUGGCAGCAAUGACACAGAGACUGAUGACCAACAACUUGAGGAAGUUCCAUUGUAUAAUGAUGUAAUGCUCCCCUCAUCUAAUGAGAAAUUGCAGAAUAUAAAUUUGGCAAUGUCUCCAUUACCUGCCUCUGAAACUCCAAAGCCACUUAGAAGUAGUGCCGACCCUGCACUCAACCAAGAAGUUGCGUUAAAGUUAGAACCAAAUCCAGAGUCACUGGAACUUUCUUUCACCAUGCCCCAGAUUCAAGAUCAGCCAGCUAGUCCUUCUGAUGGAAGCACCAGACAAAGUUCACCUGAGCCUAACAGUCCCAGUGAAUAUUGUUUUGAUGUGGAUAGUGAUAUGGUCAAUGAAUUCAAGUUGGAAUUGGUAGAGAAACUUUUUGCUGAAGAUACAGAAGCAAAGAAUCCAUUUUCCACUCAGGACACUGAUUUAGACUUGGAGAUGUUAGCUCCUUAUAUCCCAAUGGAUGAUGACUUCCAGUUACGUUCCUUUGAUCAGUUGUCACCACUGGAAAACAGUUCUACAAGUCCUCAAAGUGCAAGCACAAAUACAGUAUUCCAGCCCACUCAAAUGCAAGAACCUCCUAUAGCCACCGCCACUACCACCGCCACCAAUGAUGAAUUGAAAACAGUGACAAAAGAUGGUACGGAAGACAUUAAAAUACUGAUUGCAUUUCCAUCUCCUCCCCACGUACCUAAAGAACCUCCUUGUGCCACAACGUCACCAUAUAGUGAUACUGGAAGUCGGACAGCCUCACCCAACAGAGCAGGAAAAGGAGUCAUAGAACAGACAGAAAAAUCUCAUCCAAGAAGCCCUAAUGUGUUAUCUGUCGCUUUGAGUCAAAGAACUACUGCUCCUGAGGAAGAACUAAAUCCAAAGAUACUAGCUUUGCAGAAUGCUCAGAGAAAGCGAAAAAUUGAACAUGAUGGUUCACUUUUUCAAGCAGUAGGAAUUGGAACAUUAUUACAGCAACCAGAUGAUCGUGCAACUACCACAUCACUUUCUUGGAAACGUGUAAAAGGAUGCAAAUCUAGUGAACAGAAUGGAAUGGAGCAAAAGACAAUUAUUUUAAUACCCUCUGAUUUAGCAUGUAGACUGCUGGGGCAAUCAAUGGAUGAGAGUGGACUACCACAGCUGACCAGUUAUGAUUGUGAAGUUAAUGCUCCUAUACAAGGCAGCAGAAACCUACUGCAGGGUGAAGAAUUACUCAGAGCUUUGGAUCAAGUUAACUGAGCUUUUUCAUAAUCUCAUUCCUUUUUUUGGACACUGGUGGCUCAUUACCUAAAGCAGUCUAUUUAUAUUUUCUAUAUCUAAUUUUAGAAGCCUGGCUACAAAUACUGCACAAACUCGGUUAGUUCAAUUUUGAUCCCCUUUCUACUUAAUUUACAUUAAUGCUCUUUUUUAGUAUGUUCUUUAACGCCAGAUCACACACAGCACAUUUUCAUAGUUCUUCGGUAUUUAAACCAUUGCAUUGCAGUAGCAUCAUUUUUAAAAUGCACCUUUUUAUUUAUUUA
Budorcas taxicolor (takin) is the source of this 3028-nucleotide messenger RNA. RefSeq names its product hypoxia inducible factor 1 subunit alpha (gene HIF1A). The transcript has 15 exons. Gene Ontology annotation, molecular function: protein dimerization activity; RNA polymerase II transcription regulatory region sequence-specific DNA binding; DNA-binding transcription factor activity, RNA polymerase II-specific. The coding region runs from base 276 to 2747 and encodes 823 amino acids. Gene Ontology annotation, biological process: regulation of transcription by RNA polymerase II; cellular response to hypoxia. Gene Ontology annotation, cellular component: nucleus. The record is from RefSeq and is a predicted model, not a curated record. Lineage: Eukaryota; Metazoa; Chordata; Mammalia; Artiodactyla; Bovidae.